Messenger RNA from Acanthoscelides obtectus, 2034 nucleotides. NCBI's taxonomy places the organism in Eukaryota, Metazoa, Arthropoda, Insecta, Coleoptera, Chrysomelidae. The record is from the annotation of a GenBank genome assembly.
AUCGUAUCCAACCUUUUACAAAUACCCUACCGUAAUGUUCCCAUCACUAUUAAGUAACACCUGCUCAGACGUUCUUCUGUGUCAAACCAUCUAACCUCACAAACACAAACUCAAAACCUCACUUUUCUUUUUCGACCUCAUGAGUUGUAUCUGUUUGUGAUACUCCCUUUUUCUUGUGCUUUUACCCAUUUUUCAUAAUAAUGACUAGGUUCGCUAGAGCUAAAGGUUCUAAAGCUUCGAAUGAAAAGCUUCCAGAGAAACCAACAUCAUGGAGCAUUAUGAAGCAGCAACUUUUGGAGAAAACGAACAGUGUAGAAGACAAAAGGAAGUAUUUGGAAGUCAAAAAUCAGCGGAACGCCAGUUAUCAGAAGUUUCUUGCAGAGAAGGAAGAAGAGGAGAGCAAGAACGUGAAAUGGGCAGAUUUCCCAGGUGCUAAUCUUACAAAAAGCAAUAAAAAGAAAGCUGGUGUAACAAAAAAGAAAAGCAAACCUAUCUUGUCUAGUGAAGCAUCUUUUGACGAGUCUGAUGAUGAGGAAUUUAAUGAACUAAAGGCAAAGAUAGACAAGGCUUUGGAGGAGCAAGAAGCUAAUAGUGAGAGUGAUGCACCUGAAGAGCAUAGUUCCAAAAAUGAGGUGAAGCCACCUGAAGUAGCUAAAACAAGAAAGGUCAAGGCAAAGAAGCUUAAAAUUGUCUCUUAUAAAGAAUCCAAAGUAAUUUUGAAAAAGGACCAAGAUGCAAAAGCUAUUGAGCAUGAGAAGAAAAGUAAAAUCCCUGGUGGCAAAAAUACAGGGAAUAACAAGAAUGCUCAGCAGACAACUGAAAGCGAGAACAAACUUUCAGAACUAGAUUUGAGGAAAAAAGAAAAGAAGUUGGAAAGAAGAAGAAAGCAGGUCGAGAAGAAGAAAGCAGUUAAGCUUCAAAUGAAGGCUGAAAAAAUGAAUAAAAAAGAUGGUGAUAAAAAAGGAGAGGUAAAUCAAGAGUCUACGAAUAAACCAGAUCCUAGUGAAGAGGAACUGAAAAAAAUGGAAAAAAAGAAAGAAAAAAAGCUCAAGCAACUAGAAAGGAGAAAACUGAAAAAAAAGUUACUAAAAGAGCAAAAGGAAGCUGAACUAAAGCUUGUUGAAACUGAUGUGGAUAAAAGGCAAAAUAGAUGUGAAGCAGAUGAUCCACUCAUCACGAGCAAUCUAGAGCCCAAGCUAAAAAACAACUUCAACAAGGGAAAUAAAGGUAUAGAGAAAAUAAAUCAGGAACAUAAUAGUAACCAGGGUAAUUAUAAUAAAAAACUUUUACUUCAAAUAAUGAGGAACCUCACGAGCAAGACUCGAGGCCCAAGAAGAGGAAAGAUAAAUCAUCUGACAAGGAACCUCAAAGAAAGAAACCAUACUUACCAGAUAAAAUGUGGAUAAACGGUGAACAAGUAGAGAUAGGCUAUGUUGAUGGGUUCCCCAUCAUGAAAAAAGAUUCAGAGAGGCUGAAACAGUUGAAGAAGGAAAUGAUUAUGAAAGGAUUACCUGGCAGUGAAAUUAAAGCUGCCCUGAAGUUAGAGAGACGACGGGCAGAGAAGGCUUUAGCUAGAGAAAAGAAAAAGGUGUGUUUCAAUUGCCGAAAGUCCGGCCACAACCUUUCUGAAUGCCCAGAACUGGGCAAAGACCAACUUGUAGCCACUACUGGAAGUGGCAUCUGUUUCAAAUGCGGAUCCACUGAGCAUAGUCACUUGGACUGCAAAGUUGUAAAGGGCCAGUCUUUCAACUAUGCUCAAUGUUUCAUUUGCAACGAGCAGGGACAUAUAGCGAGGCAGUGCCCGGACAAUCCCAAAGGUUUAUAUCCAAAAGGUGGAGGUUGUAAUGUAUGUGGAGAUGUUAGCCACUUGAAAAAAGAUUGUCCUUCUUACCAAGAGCAGCAACAAAAACAGAACGACACGUUUAAAUUGGGAACUUUGGGAACUUCUAACCCUGACGCAGACGAUUAUGAUUCUACACAUAAAGUGCAAAAUGUCAAUAAUAAUAGUAGGCCAAAUAAAAUUAUAAAGUUUUA